This is a messenger RNA of Populus nigra (black poplar), 1209 nucleotides long. Its product is annotated as nudix hydrolase 15, mitochondrial-like. The record is from RefSeq and is a predicted model, not a curated record. The coding region runs from base 129 to 818 and encodes 229 amino acids. Gene Ontology annotation, biological process: coenzyme A catabolic process. Lineage: Eukaryota; Viridiplantae; Streptophyta; Magnoliopsida; Malpighiales; Salicaceae. The transcript is spliced from 4 exons. Gene Ontology annotation, molecular function: acetyl-CoA hydrolase activity; coenzyme A diphosphatase activity.
AAUUAGUUCUCAAAAUUGAUUGCUACAAAAGAAAGAAAUUUAUUAACUUUUUUAAGUUUUAAGAAAAAGGAAAUUGACAAGAAGUCAUAAGUCAUAACUAAGACAACAGAGACCAACCAAACAAUAACAUGAGUGAAAAAUCCCAGAAACUGUUAUCUUUAGCUCAACAGCUUCGUCUCUAUAAACCUCCUGAUUCUUUAAACAACCCGACAAGAAGACAAAAUGAGAUCCCACGAUGUGCAAAAACAAAAACAGCUGCAGUUCUUAUAUGUAUAUUUGAAGGAAAUGAUGGAGAUCUGCGUGUGAUCCUAACAGAACGCUCUUCAAGACUUUCUUCUCAUUCUGGUGAAGUUUCCUUGCCUGGGGGGGAAAGGGAGGAAGGAGAUGCUGAUGAUGUAGAGACUGCCUUGAGGGAGGCUACAGAGGAGAUUGGCUUGGACCCUUCUCUUGUUAAUGUUGUUACUGUUCUUGAACCAUUCAUGACAAAGUAUGCUAUGACUGUGGUUCCUGUGGUCGGCAUCCUGUUCGAUAAGAAGGCAUUCAAUCCAGCUCCAAAUGUGAAUGAAGUGGAAACAGUAUUUGAUGUUCCCUUAGAAAUGUUUCUUAAGGAUGAGAACCGGAGGGAGCAGGAGAAAGAAUGGAUGGGAGACAAGUAUCUACUUCACUUCUUUGAUUAUCAGUCAGGGAGUAAAAUGUAUACAGUAUGGGCUAUCACUGCUUCAAUAUUGAUUAGGGCUGCAUCGGUUGUCUACCAAAGACCUCCUGCAUUUCUAGAGCGAAAGCCAACAUUCUGGAAUGGAAAUCCUAUAAAGCUAUAGAUACCUGACGAUCUUGAAUUGGUGGUAUUGAGCACUAUCUUUAUACAAUAAAUUUAGAACCUCUCUACUUCUGAUCAUGUUAUUUGAAGAUUACGCAGAAUUCAAGAGACGUGAAUGAUCAAUCUCAAGCACUUCAGAGGCAUUUGAAUUUUCACAGUAGCCAACACCUGAUCACAAAUGCAAAUCAUCAUCAACUGUUCGUUGGCAUUGAUGAUCUGUCAUGGAGAGUACUGAGUAGAGACUAUGACCUUGAGCUUCCUAUGAAGUUUUGUGUUGUUUGCAGCUUGUAACCAUUUGCUUACUUGACUUGCUCUCUUGUAGUGAUAGCUAGAACUUGUGAUUACACUUUGUAAGGUUGUCGAGGUACUAAAUAUACAGUCGCAUUGAUUUC